This is a messenger RNA of Anas platyrhynchos (mallard), 806 nucleotides long. RefSeq names its product mitochondrial ribosomal protein L18 (gene MRPL18). The record is from RefSeq and is a predicted model, not a curated record. Gene Ontology annotation, biological process: translation. Gene Ontology annotation, cellular component: ribosome; mitochondrion. Gene Ontology annotation, molecular function: 5S rRNA binding; structural constituent of ribosome. NCBI's taxonomy places the organism in Eukaryota, Metazoa, Chordata, Aves, Anseriformes, Anatidae.
GGAAGUGCUCCCGGUGAGCUUCCGGGGCAGGUGCCGGCCUCACCCAAGAUGGCGGCACCCAGGCGCCGCUGAGCGGAGGGGAAGAGAAGGGAAAGGAGGGCAGCGCAGCGCAGCGCGGCCCCAUGGCGCUGAGCGGCCGCUGCUGCCUGCUGCUGGCCGCCGGCAGGCUCCCGGCACGUGGGGCGGGUUUUCGUUCUGCAGCGACUACAGCGAGUCUCAAAGCAGAGCCCGCGGUGGACACGAGCGACAAUGAUGUUGUCGCCCCGGCCUUCACCAACAGGAACCCCCGCAACCUGGAGCAGCUGGCCCUCGCCAGGAAGGAGCGGGGCUGGAAGACGACGUGGCCCAGGCGGGAGUUCUGGCACAGAUUACGGCUGGAGCGGACGCAGCAUUACGUAGAGGCCUUUGUUGAGCGCUGUAACGGAGAUGUUGUAGUGUCUGCCUCUACUCGAGAGUGGGCUAUAAAGAGACACCUGUACAGCCCCAAGGGGGUAACAGCGUGCAAGAACCUCGGCCGUGUAAUGGCACAGCGCUGCUUGGAAGCAGGAAUCAACUUUGUGAACUUUAAAGCUGUUAUUCCCUGGGAACGUCAUUGUGACUCGAUUCAAGAGUUUGAAAAAGCUAUGAAAGAGGGCGGUGUUGUUCUGCAAGAGCCACGAAGAAUUUAUGUGUAAGAUGGAGAUCAUCUGGAAAACUUUCCAAGGAAAAAAAAAAAUCACUUCUUUUGGUGUAUACAGGCACAGUGAAGGUCCAGGAAUGGAAAAAGCUGGACCGCAGUAUCUACUAAUAAAACAUUUUUAAAUGGA